Molecule: messenger RNA, 960 nt
Organism: Talaromyces atroroseus
Lineage: Eukaryota; Fungi; Ascomycota; Eurotiomycetes; Eurotiales; Trichocomaceae
Exons: 6
Coding region: 1-960 (319 amino acids)
Source: RefSeq, a predicted model, not a curated record
AUGUGUGCAAGCUGUACAGAUCCUGAAGAGAACAAUCGAAACCCUGAGUGGCGCGAAAGAUUUUCUUUUAGGGCUGUUGACCCCGUCCGCCUUUUCCUAGAGCAGCUUCGUAGCCUUACAAAGCAACUAGGACACAGCAGCGAAGUCCUGUUGACUUACAAUGAUAGCGGCGCUCGCGAAACAAUAGAUGAACUGAAUGCUUUUGUGCUCGCUAUGGCCCAAAGCAAAACACAAUUCCAGGACAUAUACCACCCAAUAAUUUUAACGCAAGGCCCCAAGGGAGAUACUGUGUUCCAAGAGAAGCGUUACCGCAGACCGCGAAGAAACUUCAAAUCUGGUUCGGAGAUCUAUCACGACGUGGAGGACGCGUAUGGACAGUCUUGGGCAAAUGCACCGCGUCUAGGAUCUAUACCGGACCGCUCCUCUGGCUGGACGCCACUUCAUCAGGCUGUUACUACAGGGGCAUCGAAAGAACAGAUUACUUGCUUAAUUCAAGAGUUUGGAGCGCUGCGUCUCCUUCGUACCGCCUGGACAGAUCCUGCAGAGCUCCCCUACCGCGACAUGACUGCUGCCGAAAUAGCCUACGAGCUUGGUUACACCCAUCUCCGUGCAAUUCUCGCGCCUAUUGUAUAUCACUGCAUUCCGCAUGACGUCCUUACAACUCUGCAGAUGCACUUUCGUAAUCUCAUUCGCAAGGAUUUAUAUGGGCAAAGCGGCGAGAUAGCAAGCCUCCGCCUACCAGACCUGAUCGUGUUGACAGAGCUAAAAGAACCGUUGAUGUGGUUCCCACUGAAGCCGAACCCACUUAGGAGAUCUAGAAGUUAUCUAUACCGGCUUGAUAGCAGAGAUCUUCUUGUUAAAAGUUUUAGUGUUAGUCAUGAUGGAAACCCGAAGUUGUAUCGAAUAUCAAGAAGUGGUGUCCUGGAAAUUGAGGACGCCAUCACAUUCAUGCGUUCUUGA